Messenger RNA from Callithrix jacchus (white-tufted-ear marmoset), 2928 nucleotides. The record is from RefSeq and is a predicted model, not a curated record. Lineage: Eukaryota; Metazoa; Chordata; Mammalia; Primates; Cebidae.
AAUGUUCUGUGUUUCUUGUGAGAAACUAAAGGCUCUCUUCAUCAGAAUUAAUUUCAUUUUUACCAUACAUCUAGGAAAAUAUAAAUGGUAUUUUAACAUUUUGUUAAAGGGGGACGAGAGAGGCCAAAGUAUGUAGCAAAUUUUCCACAUCUGCAGUAAGGCGGGUGUGGGACUGAGGGUAAAGUCUCAGCUGUUGAUUUCUGACACAGGCACAGAACCACCCAUUUUUCUCAGGAAGAGGCUAAAUCAUGUUCACAGGAAUCCUCUCUGUACCACCUAAGAUCCCGCAGACAAGUAGCAUCUAGUCUGUUGUUCUAAAUGUCUGAGGCUGCUGAACUUCAUUCGGUUCCAGUUUCUGCUGAGGCUCAGUAGGGAAAGCUCUGUUCUGGGGGACAUGCGAUGGUAGCACACUAUUCCCGCUACAGGGAGCUUAAAGAGGACUGCUCCUUACAUACCCUGUGGUAUCUGUAAGUGGCAUCAUCAAGAGCAGAGAUUACUCUGGUCAGAGGAACGUCCUGCUGUCUCUGCAGAGGCUCUCAUUGGUAAAGAGGAAGAACGACGGCACCCACAACUUUGUGAAGGCAGCAGUGCAUAGAGGAGGGACCCUGGGCCGGUCUCCUGAGCUCCAUCCAAGUUGCUUCCUUUGUUACUCAGUUUUGUCAUCUGUUCGUAGGAUACUAUAAUAAUGCCUACCUCUGUCAAUUGCUGCACUGAAUUAGAUGGCCUAUUUAUUGUAACUCUCCCGGGACAGUUGUUGGCACAGAGUAAACACUGUCUAUUAGUUUCUUUUUUUUUUUUUUGAGAUGGAGUUUCGCUGUUGUGUCCCAGACUGGAGUGCAAUGGCAUGAUCUCGGCUCACCACAACCUCCGCCUUCUGGGUUCAAGCAAUUCUCCUGCCUCAGCCUCUCGAGUAGCUGGGACUACAGAAAACGACAAAGAUGAGGAUGAAGAUGUUCAUGUCACGGAGGCUGAGAACAUCCAGGAAUCAAGUGCCCCCAGGAAUCUGCAGGAGUAUGUGGAGGAGGAAGCCCCCGAGGAGUCCUGGGAUGAAGAUGAUUCAACUCUCUCAAUUCCUCCUGGCACAUUUGCCUUCAAUGAGCCUUACAGGACCAACUUGCACUCAUUAGAGGAACAGCAGGUCAACUUGGCUCAUGACAUAGACAAGAUUAAAACAGACCAAGAAGAGGAAGAAGACCAAGGCCCACUGUGCCCCAGGCUCAGCAUGGAGCUGGUGGAAGCAGAAGAGCCUGAAGUCUUCUGGUACUCACUGGAUAUAUUGUAUUCAACAUAUACAGCUUAUCUUGAGUUUUAUUACACAUGCCAGGCUUACACAUAUGCCAUUUUUUUAUAUGCAGAAGAGCAUGUUCGCUUGACUUUGGACAUGGACAGUGGGUUUCUUACUAUGACAGUGAUAGGACUCCACCUGGUCUCCCGGAUAGGUGUCAUAUUCCCACACUAAGACAACGUGUCACACGGGACUCUGCCGGUGCAGAGUAUGAACCACGCCAUGUUCUUGCUGAAAACGCUUAGCCCGAGUUUCAUCGCCUGAGGUAAUGUCCAGACAACUUCCAAUGUAGAACAAGUGAGCAGCACAACUGACCUGUCUCCUUCAGACAGCCCAUGUCACCACAAAUCACACAACUGAAAGUAGAAGAGAUGUUUUGGGUUGAAAAAGAGUAAAAAGAUAAUGUAGCUACAUUUCUUUAGUUCUUUUGAACCCAAAGUGUCUUUUCACCUUGUUGUUGUUGUCGUUGAUGGUGGUGACAUGGGCUUUUUUGUAGAGGACAGGUCAGCUGUCCGGCUCAAUGGUCUGUACUCUGAAGUUGUCUGAAAAUGUCCUCAUGCUUAAAUUCAGCCUAAGUGUUUUUCCGGGAACACUGCAGGGUCAAUGCUACCUCACCCAUCUGCAGGUAGAGAAGGUCCCGUGUGUCUACCACCAUGAUUGUGAUACCAGGACUUUUCCACCAUUUGUCUAUCACCAUGAUCAUGAUGCCAGAUCUGUACCUUUCAGAGACACCUUAUUUAUGCAGAUAUAUAUAUUUAUUCAGAGACACCUUAUUUAUACGGAUAUAUAUAUUCAGCGACACCUUAUUUAUACGGAGAUAUAUAUAUAUAUAUAUUUAUACGGAAGUAACUGGAAAAAUGGUUUUCAAAAGUAUUAAUAUCCUGUAUUCAAAUGAUCAUCCCUCAACAUUUUAUUAUUCAUUAAUCAUCCCUUGCUGUGUAAAUUAUUGUAUUUACAUCUCUACACUGGAAAUUUUCUAUUUUUGCAGUAUAUUCGCUUUUGUUGGUUUCUGCUGUUGAACCAAAAAAAUUCCCUGCCUGCAUUUCAAUUUUUGCCAAAGUUAAUUUUAAUCUAUACAAUGAAAACUUUUUUCCUCAAGAUAAGACUGUCAGCACCUAAGGCCGUAGCAAAACAGAGCCUUUGCUAAUUUUUAAGCCUUUGUUAAUUUCUGACUGAGGAGAGAGGUAGUUUAUUUAAUUAGCUGCUAAUAUCUAUUUAAGUGAACAGCCAGAGAAAUAUCUAUCAGACUAAGGAUGUACAAAGCCCAGGCCAUUCUCUUUGAGUCUUUUAAACUAUUUCAGAAGAGAAGGGAAUAGGCAGAUUCCACAUAUGUGGACAGGAAGGAGAAUACACUAAAAGACACAACCGUUUUUCAGAACAGAAUAGAAAAUCCAUUAAAAUGCAUGAAAUAUUUUCUCAUGAAAUGUAAUCUCUCUAAACUUAGCCAUUAUAUGAAAGUCAAUUCUUAAUAUGCCACACUACAUUGACUGUUGACAUUCAUAAGAAUUCAUUUCCAUGUUUGUUAUUUGAAAAAGCAAAAGGACUGUAAUCCUUUGUUUUCUUUGCCAUGAUCAUUUUAAGAUUGAGGAUUUUUUUCCAAAAUAAAAUUAAAGAUUUUAAAGAUUGAAAAUUGACAUUAAAAU